AUGAACUUUGAGCUCUUUUUAACAAAUUUUGGGAUUUACCCUUGGUAUGAGUUGGGGAUGAAUGAAUACAAAGAAGGACGGACCUUCGAAGACUGGAUAAAGUCAAAAGAGAAUACCCAAGGUUGUUACAAAAACUUUAUUGAAAGUUCGUUUUUCGAUGAUUCGUCUGAAUGCCACGACAAAUUUACGAAUAUUCAUGGAAAACUCUUGAAGAAGAACGAGCAUCUCAGGUUUGUAAGGAGAAUGAGAAAAUUAAAAUAUCCUGAAAGUAGUAUUGAGGGCGAAUCAACCAGGAUAUUGAUGAUAUAUUGGAGUAUUCAUUCGGAAGAACUGUUGUUAAAUGACUACAAUAAAUUAUCAUUUGAUUCAGAAGAUCACUCUAAAAAUGAGGCAUCUAGUUUAAAUACCGAACAAAUUCAUCUUUUUGAAGAUUCUUUUGAAAUUAUAGAAACUAUAUUAAAAUUUCAAAACCUUUCUGGUGGAUUUGGGGGAAAUUUUAGUCAUAUACCUAACUUAGUUUCUACCUAUUUAGCAGUUUCAUCAAUAAUUAUAACAGGAGAUACUGAAGCUUUGCUUAAGAUAGAUAGAUUAAAAAUGUAUCAGUUUUUCAAACAAUUAAGAGACUUCGAGACUGGUGGUUUCAAAGUUCAAUUGGAUGGGGAAGUUGAUGUGAGAGCGUUUUACUGUGUUUCUGCUGUGGCAAGUAUGCUGCAAAUUGUUACUGAAGAAUUAUUUGAUGGUAUUGAGGAAUAUAUACUAAGUUGCAGCGGAUUUGAUGGAGGUUAUUCCGGGGAUUUUGGUGGUGAGUCACACGGGGGAUAUACAUAUUGUGUUGUUUCUGGGCUUUGUAUUUUAGGAAAGUCAUCUAUAGUAGAUGUGGAUUCAUUAUUAUACUGGGUAGUACAAAGGCAAUCCGGGAUUGAAGGGGGAUUUCAAGGUAGAACGAAUAAACUUGUAGAUUCUUGUUACAGUUUUUGGUUUACAGGUUUAUUGUUUUGUAUUGGUGAAAUUUUGAGAAUUAGAGGACCUAAUUCUGAAUCCUGUAUCCAAAGCUUUUUUUGCGAUUUCCAAGCAUUGAUAUCGUAUAUAUUAAUUUGUUGCCAAUCUUCUGAAGGCGGUUUAAUUGACAAACCAAAAAAACCAAGGGACUUAUAUCAUACAUGCUAUGCAUUGAGUGGUUUGUCUCUCGCACAAAGGAUGAACUUAAUUUAUAAAGCUUUCAAUGGGCAAAACCCAACUUCUUUUGUUGAAUGCCAGAUAUCUGAUAAGAAAUACGUGGAAAAAUGUAUUUCAUAUACUCCUUUCUAUUCAUUAAUAAUUAAUGAAGAAAAUUUAAUUAAUCCAACUGAUCCAUUUCUUAACAUCAGGCCUGAUAAAAUACAAAAGUCUAGACUAAUUCUUAAUAAAUAUCCCCUAGUUUUAACAAUAAAUGGUUGUAUAGGAACGGAAGGAAUGGGUUACAAAGAAUACAUAGAAAAUGUGGGCAUUUCAUGA
Molecule: messenger RNA, 1494 nt
Organism: Cryptosporidium ubiquitum
Lineage: Eukaryota; Apicomplexa; Conoidasida; Eucoccidiorida; Cryptosporidiidae
Product: protein geranyl-geranyltransferase beta subunit
Exons: 1
Coding region: 1-1494 (497 amino acids)
Biological process (GO): protein farnesylation
Cellular component (GO): protein farnesyltransferase complex
Molecular function (GO): protein farnesyltransferase activity
Source: RefSeq, a predicted model, not a curated record